AUGGAAGCAGUAAAGGAUUAUGGAAGGUUCUGUGUAAUUUGCCAAAACAAUUACAAUCUCACUACUAUUCCUUAUGUAUUAAAAUGUGGGCACACGUUUUGCUAUGCAUGCGCAAAUAAAAAUUCAUGUUCAUCUAAUACAUCGAAUAGGUAUGAGUGCCAUCUCUGCAGACAGAUUAGUAAUGAUCCGCCUUCAAAAAAUUUUGCAUUAAUAGAAGUAUUGAAUAAUGAUGAUAGCUAUGAAGUUACAAAAUCAAAAAGCAUUGGGUAUUGUGCUGAUCAUGAUAUGGUUCUAAUAUUGGACUCAUUAUAUGAACAUAGAAUACAUGAUUGAUUUUUGCUUAGCGAUCAGAGGGCUCAAGAAAUAGCAGAAAAGAAAAAGAUUCUGCUUAUUGAAAAUAGCAAAAUACUAGAAAAAGAAAUCAGCAAUAUUAAGAUAGCGCAAAAAAAAAAUUGCUGCCAUUAUAGAAAAAAAUAGUCAUUUUAAUAUAAAAAUCGAAAAGCUUUCUCAAAUUAAAGACAGAUUGAUAGAAGAAAUAAACAAUAAGGCAUCAAAAUGUGUAAAUGAGCUUGUUAAAUUAUCAAACUUGAAGAUUUUAGAUAGAAUUAAUAAGUCUCUUAAGCAGCAAUUGAAAGCAGUUAUUGAGAGCCAAAAAAAUUACCAAAAAAUGUUCGAAUCUUUUCGAUCUUCUAGUUUAGCAUCCAAACUGGGGCUAUAAGAGUAACAAAUAUAUAGACGCAUAAAUACUUAGCAAUUCUUAA
This is a messenger RNA of Blepharisma stoltei, 761 nucleotides long. Lineage: Eukaryota; Ciliophora; Heterotrichea; Heterotrichida; Blepharismidae. The record is from the annotation of a GenBank genome assembly.